AUGAAAGACCCAAUCCAAAUCAUACCAGAUGACCCAAAAAACAAUACGAAACCGUUGGAAGAGCAAAUUCGCGACGUCUAUAGCUCUCUCGUGAAAAGGAAAGAGUGGGCUUACGAUGCCAAAAUUCUAGAAAUGGUUCGUACUUUCUUCGUUUGUACCUCCCCCGCCGUCCGCCAUCGUUCAGUUUUCAGUGCCUCAUCUCCCACUCAACCGACAGCGAAUUUCUCAGAGAAAUUGCGGAUACUUUCGUCAAAAAACAUGUAGGCGAAAACGCAGAGAAGAAACGGACCCCCAAACUGUGCAUGAAGAACAAACUUCAAACGCUUCUGAUGUAUCAUGUUCCGGAUGACUCGGGUGUGUCUGUGAAAUUCCCGCAAAUUUUUCUUCUUGUCUUUUCAGUUGCUAUUGGACUGGACAUCGGAUUGGAUGUUGAAUGGGCUGUAAUGUCCAAGAACAACACGUCGAAAAGCUCUGAUCCGACGUGCGCGGCGAACGGCGGAUCUCGUUGGAUUGUGACAACGGCUCUUGCUAGGAUUAUAAAGAAUCAGGAAGACUCUUUGGAGUUUCCCCCACCGAUUGGAACAGUAGACCCAUUCGCUACACUUUUGCAUUUGUACAUAGACACGUUCGGCACUUCAGGAAAUUUCCAACCUUCUUCGUUGUACAAAGGUCAUACAAACUUGGAGGAAAUCACCAAUUUCAUCGAUGCACUCAUUAUGCGUGAGUAAAUCGCAUGAGAGCGAAAAUUAGUGAAACACAAUUGCAGAUCGGGCAAAGGCAACCGCAUCCAAUCAAGAAGAGGACCCCGAACUUUUGAAGCUGCUCAAAGAUGCCGGCGGAGAAGUUGGUAGCAUUGCUCUUGAUGCAAUGAAUCAGAAUUAUGAUAAGGUAGAAUAUUUAAAUUUAUUUUUUUUCUUCGGAAUUAAAUUUUUCAGGAAGACAAGUCCUUGCUACACGUCUUGAUUUGCGGUGAUGUGGAUGAAUUGCUGAGUUUGUUGACAAUCGAAGGAUUCGCCGAAAAGUUCAAGGGACAAGACGUGCAAAAAAUCAUAUUGUACCGUCCGGCAGUGGAGGUGGUAGUUGCAAUGGACGCUUUCAAUGAGAAAGUGAAAACGAAAUUCGAUCUCGAGAGGGACACGGCUAAGUGGAAUAAGGUGUACAGCAUCGAUUACGUCACCGAUAAACCAGAGGGAUUUGAAAUCGUGAAGUUCACUAAGAAUAUUUCACAGGAAAUCAUCGAACCCCUUCCCUCUAUCGCUCCAGGUCUUUAA
This is a messenger RNA of Caenorhabditis sp. 36 PRJEB53466, 1271 nucleotides long. The record is from the annotation of a GenBank genome assembly. Lineage: Eukaryota; Metazoa; Nematoda; Chromadorea; Rhabditida; Rhabditidae.